Molecule: messenger RNA, 837 nt
Organism: Schistosoma turkestanicum
Lineage: Eukaryota; Metazoa; Platyhelminthes; Trematoda; Strigeidida; Schistosomatidae
Source: the annotation of a GenBank genome assembly
AUGAUGGAUCCUAUUUCUAAAGAUCUUUAUUCAGUCAAUGAUGAGAAUAAUAACACUACACAAAAUUCUAGUCAAGAUUCAAGUAUAACGGAUUCUUUAUCUACAACCCCGAUUCAGUCUACUUCAAAUGAUGAUAACCAAUUGAAUGUUGAACAACCGUUUAAAAAACCAAAAUUAAUGAAUGUGCACAAUCUCGAUUCAUCACAAACGAAACAAGAAACUGGAACAAGUCAGCAUGAAGUUGGCAAAUCAACUGGCACUAGAUUAUUACUAGAAGAUGAUGGAACAAUCGAAGAGGAGGAUGAAGAUGACGAAGAUGUAGAUGAAGAUAAUGAUAAUGAUGACGACAAUGAUGAUGUUGAUGAUGAUGAUGAAGACGAUGAAGAGGAUGAUGAUGAAGAAGAAGAAGAUGACAGUGCUACUGUACUUGGUGAAGCAGAUACUGAAUCUGUGGUCAGUGAUAUUAUAUCAUCUGCAUUACAACAAGAAAAAGAAUCAAGAAAAAUAGAAGAUCGUAAACUGCUAGCAUUAUUGGCACAUUUUGAUGAAGAACAAUUAAAUCGUUUUGAAACAUUUCGACGAGCUACAUUUGCUAAAGCUGUAGUAAGACGACUAAUACAAUCUGUAGCUCCAUGUUCGAUUUCACAAAAUGUAGUCAUUGCUAUGGCUGGUUUAACGAAAGUUUUUAUCGGAGAAUUAGUUGAAGAAGCAUUAAAUUACAAAGAACAAUUAGGUGAAAGUGGACCAUUAAAACCAAAACACAUUAGAGAAGCUUAUCGUAAAUUAUCAGAUGAACGAAGAUGUUGUACAGAGACACCGGAAAAUCCUCUUUUAUAA